Lactuca virosa is the source of this 2339-nucleotide messenger RNA. The record is from the annotation of a GenBank genome assembly. NCBI's taxonomy places the organism in Eukaryota, Viridiplantae, Streptophyta, Magnoliopsida, Asterales, Asteraceae.
GUUUAUUAUUUUAGCUUUGUACAUAUAAAUAGCAGAGGCUAUUUUCCCUGUCAAUGGCACUUUCGGCUAUAGCAGCCGCCGUUACCACCACCAGUCGCCGCCCAAUUCUAUCACCAUCAUUAUCAAGCAGCCUCACUACCACCCUUUCUCUACUCUUCAUCAGAAAACACUCUCCUCAUCACUCUCGGAAGCUGAUAACUACAAUGGCGGCUUCUUCAACGCUUACACCGGAGCAAAAAAUCACCGCACCAUACGGUUCAUGGUCCUCUCCCAUCACCUCAGACGUCGUAUCAGGAGCCUCCAAGGGUCUGGGAGGCACAGCCGUCGACUCUCACGGCCGAUUGUUCUGGCUUGAAUCACGUCCUUCGGAAUCAGGACGAUUGGUUAUAGUUAAAGGGGGAAAUGACGAAAAUGAAGAAACCAUUGAUGUAACACCCAAGGAGUUCUCAGUGCGUACAGUUGCUCAAGAAUAUGGUGGAGGUGCUUUCUCAAUUUCAGGAGGCACUGUAGUUUUCUCCAAUUACAAAGAUCAGACACUUUACAAACAGUCACUAGAUUCAAAGGAUUCUGCACCCGUGCCACUUACCCCUGAUUAUGGUGGACCUCUAGUGAGCUAUGCAGAUGGAGUUUAUGACACAUCACUUAAUCGAUACAUCACUGUUAGGGAAGAUCGACGUGGAAGUAGCUUGGAUGCAAUCACAAGCAUUGUAUCAAUAGAACUCGGUGAUAAUGGUGUUAAAGAACCAAAAGUGUUAGUCAGUGGAAAUGAUUUCUAUGCAUUCCCUAGACUUGACCCUGAAGGAAAAAGAUUGGCAUGGAUUGAAUGGAGCCACCCUAACAUGCCAUGGGAUAGAUCUGAACUAUGGGUUGGCUAUAUUUCAGAUACUGGAGAUGUGUACAAACGAGUAUGUGUUGCAGGGGGCGAUUCUGCCAUUAUUGAAUCUCCAACUGAACCAAAAUGGUCUGAUGAAGGAGAAUUAUUCUUUGUGACAGAUAGAAAAACUGGUUUCUGGAAUCUUCACAGAUGGGUUGAAUCUGAUAACACAGUGGCACCAGUGUAUUCACUAGAAGCUGAGUUUGCAAGACCAUUAUGGGUUUUUGGCAUGAACUCUUAUGAAAUUCUCAAGGAACAUAAAAACUUAAUUGCUUGUAGUUACAGGCAAAGAGGAAGAUCAUAUCUUGGAGUUGUGGACAAAACUAAGAACACAUUAUCCAUUCUCCAGAUUCCUUUCACAGAUUUGAUGAAUAUUACCUCAGGUGUACGUUGCCUGUAUGUUGAAGGUGCAUCUGGAGUUCAUCCUUUAUCAAUAGCUAAGAAGUCCCUGGAGAAAAUGCAUAUGCAUACUAUUACCCCCCAACAAAUCCUAAUUAUCAAUCCAGGGGGACCCACAGCUGAGACACGUGGCAUCUUGAAUCUUCAAGUCCAAUUUUGGACUAGUCGUGGUUGGGCUUUUGUGGAUGUGAAUUACGGUGGAAGUACUGGGUAUGGUCGGGAAUUUCGUGAAAGGCUUUUGAAACGAUGGGGUAUAGUGGAUGUCAACGAUUGUUGCAGCUGUGCUCAGUUCUUGGUGGAUAGUGGAAAAGCAGAUGCUGGAAGACUAUGCAUCACUGGAGGCUCUGCUGGUGGUUACACAACUCUAGCUGCACUUGCAUUCAAGAAAACAUUCAAAGCUGGUGCUUCUUUAUAUGGUGUAGCUGAUUUGAAGUUGUUGAAAGAAGAAACUCACAAAUUUGAGUCGCGAUACAUGGAUAAUCUUGUUGGGGGUGAAAAAGAGUUCUUUGAGAGGUCACCUAUCAAUUUUGUGGAUCAAUUUUCUUGCCCUAUAAUUCUGUUUCAGGGAUUAGAAGACAAGGUUGUGCCACCUGAUCAAGCAAGAAAAAUAUAUAAAGCUUUGAAAGCAAAAGGGUUGCCUGUUGCUUUAGUGGAAUAUGAAGGGGAGCAACAUGGUUUUCGUAAGGCUGAAAAUAUCAAAUUUACACUAGAACAACAAAUGGUGUUUUUUGCACGUUUGGUGGGAGGAUUUAAGGUGGCUGAUGAAAUUGUUCCCAUCAAAAUUGAUAACUUUGACUAAAGACUUCAUCACUUCAGUUCUCAAGACUCAUGUCAACCAUGGCGCACAGAAAAUCCUCCAUGUCAUCAACUUUAUUUUAGAGGAUUUUCAGAGUGUUUAAAUGUAAAAUUCUGAGUUAUGGGGCUGAGUGUCCACCUUUUAUUGUGCUUCUGUUUGAUUUCAAUGUCAGAGGUUGCUGUAGCCUGUAAGUUACAAUCAUACAGAUUAUGCAUUGUAUAUAAAUAAGCUGGACUUUUUUUUUUCCUAAAUAUUUCAGUAAAUCUGAUA